Messenger RNA from Linum tenue, 751 nucleotides. NCBI's taxonomy places the organism in Eukaryota, Viridiplantae, Streptophyta, Magnoliopsida, Malpighiales, Linaceae. The record is from the annotation of a GenBank genome assembly.
AGAUGAUGUAAGUGUUGGUUUUAUUUACAAAAUUAGUUCACGUUUCAUUUAUAAAUAGUCACAUUGUUUGUUGUUGUGUUGAAGGUUAUAACAAGUUGUGCAUAUUAUCUCAACCUAUCUGAGAUGUAUGAAGAACGACGUGGAACCCCGUCUCGGUUGUGCUUCCUCCCUACACAAAUGCAGGUGGGAGUGGAGAAGUAUGGUUAUAGUCCUGAAAAGUUAUUAAAUAAUUAUCGUUCUAGCUUCUUGCGUAAUGCCUAUGGAUCCAAGAAGGUCUAUCUACCAUUGAAGGAUGGCACUCAUUGGUAUUUGGCAGUGGUAUUGACAGAAUCAAAACAAGUACAUCUGGUUGACUCAGCACCUAUGACAGACCGCAAUGGAAAUCGUAUGAAAGUUGUAGGACGCAUGAUGGCUUUUUUACAUGAUUUAUUUGAAAAACUAUACUCUGAGCUAGAGAAGAUGAAUGAAGCGCCAAACAUCCGCAAUUUUCAAUUGAUCAUUCCUGAUAAGGUUCCUAUACAAGAAAACGGGUAAAUGAUAUGGAUAUUGUCUAAGAUUAUUUUAAAGCAUUUGAUUAUUAAUAAACUUACAUAAUAGCCAUUUGUAUUAGAUUUGAUUGUGGCAUGUGGGUUUGCUUAUGGAUGAUGUACUCAGAUGCCAUGAAUGGAUACUGUGUUGGGCCAUGUAACGAGGUGGACCGAAUGAUGUUGGCACUAAAGUUGGUGGGCUGGCACAAAAUUCGAAGUUGGAG